CUCAUCCUUCUCCUCCCUCAACCGUCUUUCUUUGUCUCUUAUUUCCUUUUGCAAAUCGCCUGCGGCGCUGCGCUUCUCUCCGUUUUUCCAGUUUCUCACAGUUUGUUCUCCUCUCGUUUCUUCUCGAUUCCGGUUUUCGACAAGAAUUCAAAAUGGUUCGCGUUUCCAAACUCUCGACCGCCGCCCUCGCGACUACGGUCACCGUCUCCGCCUUCCCCAUCCCCUGCCUUCUUCCCUUCCUCAGCGGCGCUGGUAGCCUCCUCGGUGGGCUUGGCGGCAGCGGCAGCGGCAGUGCGGACCUGGGUGCCAGCCUUGGUCUUGGUGGCAGCGGUAGUGGCAGCGCCGGCGCUGGUGCCGGUGCCUCUGGUGGUCUGGGAGCUGAUCUCGGUGCUGCUCUCGGCCUUGGUGGCGGUGCCAGUGCCACUGGCGCUGCUGGUGCUGGUGCUUCCGGAGGCGCUGGCGCUGGCCUUGGUGCUAGCCUCGGUGGCUCUGGCAGUGCUAACCUUGGUGGCUCCGCUGGUCUGGGCGCUGGCCUCGGUGGCUCUGGUACUGGCUCCGCUGGUGCUGGCGCUUCCGGAUCUGCUGGUCUCGGCGGCUCUGGCUCCGCUGGUCUCGGCGCUGGCCUCGGCGCUGGCCUCGGCGGCUCCGGCACUGGUUCCGCUGGCGCUGGUGCCUCGGGCUCCGCUGGUCUGGGCGGCUCCGCCGGUCUAGGUGCCGGUCUGGGCGGCUCCGGCUCUGCUGGUCUCGGUGCUUCCGGCACUGGUGCUGCUGGUGCUGGUGCCUCUGGCGGCGCUGGCCUCGGUGCCUCCGCUGGUCUGGGCGGCUCCGCUGGCCUUGGCGGCUCUGCUGGCCUCGGCGCUGGCCUUGGUGGCUCCGGUACUGGCUCCGCUGGUGCCGGUGCUUCCGGAUCUGCUGGUCUCGGUGCCUCUGCUGGCCUCGGCGCCGGUGCCGGUCUCGGUGGCUCUGGAACUGCUGGCGUCGGUGCCACUGGCACUGGCGGUGCUGGUGCUGGUGCCUCUGGCUCUGCUGGUCUCGGGGGCUCUGGCUCUGCUGGUCUUGGUGCUGGUCUCGGCGGCUCUGGUACUGGCUCUGCCGGUGCUGGUGCCUCCGGCUCUGCUGGUCUCGGUGGCUCCGCUGGCCUCGGUGGCUCUGCUGGCCUCGGUGCUGGUCUCGGUGGCUCCGGCACUGGUAGCGCUGGUGCUGGUGCCUCUGGCUCUGCUGGUCUCAGUGGCUCCGGCUCUGCUGGUCUCGGUGCUGGUCUUGGUGGCUCUGGAACUGCUGGCGUCGGUGCCACUGGCACUGGCGGUGCUGGUGCUGGUGCCUCUGGCUCCGCUGGUCUCAGUGGCUCCGGCUCUGCUGGUCUCGGUGCUGGUCUCGGUGGCUCCGGGUCUGGUGAUGUCUCCGGCUCUGGCUCCGGCGGUGCUUCUGGCGACGUUUCUGGCUCUGGCUCCGGCGGUGCUUCCGGCGAUGUUUCCGGCUCUGGCUCUGGCGAUGUUUCCGGCUCUGGCUCCGGCGAUGUCGGCGUCUCUCCCACCACUGCUGAUGUCCCCUCUGCCACCACCACUUGGAUCAGUGCUACUACCAGCGUCAGUUUCCCCGGCGGCGGUGCCAGCGGAUCGAUCACGGCUUCCGGCAGCACUGGCGGCAACGGCGACUCUGGAGCUGAUAUCGGAGCAGAUGCAUCGGGGAGUGCUGAUGCGAGCGCCGAUGCCUCGGCAGAUGCCUCUGCUAGCGCGAAUGCCAGCGCCAAUGCAAGCGCUGAUGCCUCCGCUAGUGCUGAUGCCGCCGCUAGUCUUAGUGCUGAGGCCUCUGCUAGCGCUGAGGCGCAGGCUACUGCUGCCUUCAGCUUCUCUGCCUAGAUGAUAGGCAUUUCGAAGUCGUCUCACUACAACACAUACACGACACGCGAGUGAUGGUCCUUGCGUCCAUGGGAAUCGAUUGAUCCAACAAAAUGAUUCAUUGAGGAAUUGAGGGAAGGAAAGGAUGGGGGUUUUUCAUUGCUGUCAUUCGUUCAUGAUUAUACUUGUCUAAUAUUUGUCAUUCGUUGAGAACUUGCUGUGAGUUUAAGUUAUGAUACAGGCUACCAGUCCGCUAUAUUGAUAAUUAGAAUUCAUGCCUGUUAUUGCUUC
Molecule: messenger RNA, 2129 nt
Organism: Aspergillus heteromorphus CBS 117.55
Lineage: Eukaryota; Fungi; Ascomycota; Eurotiomycetes; Eurotiales; Aspergillaceae
Exons: 3
Coding region: 153-1859 (568 amino acids)
Source: RefSeq, a predicted model, not a curated record